CCUGUCGUAGCAUACUCGACAUUGACAUGUGCGUGUUAGAAAGUUACACAACAGUUUAUACAAUGAACGUUUAGGACUGGCAGCAGGUUAUGCGUGGAGUACCAGUGUUCAGCUGAACUGCAGGGAGGAUGGCGAACGACAUGGAGCCAAUAAACAAAGAUGCGAAAAGCAACCCUGCUGCAACAGCUAAUCUCUUCUCACAGAUAUUUUUCUGCUGGCUGAACCCUCUUUUCCGUAUCGGAUCUAAGAGAAGACUUGAAGAAGAUGACAUGUUUAAAGUGCUUCCGGAGGACGGUUCCAAGAUACUCGGGGAGAAACUGCAGAGCUGCUGGGACCAAGAAGUGGAGAAAGCAACCAAAGAACUCAGGACACCCAAACUUACCAAAGCCAUUAUCAGGUGCUACUGGAAAUCUUAUGCAGUACUGGGAGUCUUCACUCUUAUAGAGGAGGUGAUCAAGGUGAUCCAACCAGUGUUUUUGGGACAACUCAUUCGGUAUUUUGAGAACUAUGACCCCGAGGACAUGCCAGCUUUAUACAAAGCCUAUGGAUUUGCAGCAGGUGUCUCUCUAUCCACUCUGUUUCUGGCAUUACUCCACCACCUCUACUUUUACCACGUCCUAAGAGCUGGAAUGAAAAUCCGCAUUGCAAUGUGUCACAUGAUCUACAGGAAGGCGCUGUGCCUUAGCGCCACAGCUAUGGGCCAGACCACCACAGGGCAGAUUGUUAACCUUUUGUCGAAUGACGUCAACAAGUUUGAUGAGGUGACUAUUUUUCUGCACUUCCUGUGGGUAGGACCUCUUCAAGCCGCAGCUGUGAUUGGUCUGCUUUGGCAAGAGAUUGGACCAUCAUGCCUUGCAGGCAUGGCAGUUUUGCUCUUUCUUAUGCCACUUCAGACCAUGUUUGGGAAACUGUUUUCCAAGUACAGGAGUAAGACCGCAGCUUUAACUGACAAUAGGAUACGCACUAUGAAUGAGGUGGUAUCUGGUAUACGUAUAAUUAAGAUGUACGCCUGGGAGAAGCCAUUUGCAGCGCUGGUUACUGAUGUACGAAGGAAGGAGAUCUCAAAAAUCAUGAAUAGCUCUUACCUCCGUGGGCUGAACAUGGCCUCGUUCUUCACGGCGAAUAAAAUCAUCCUGUUUGUGACCUUCACCGUGUACGUGCUAGUGGGCAACACCAUCUCUGCCAGUCGUGUGUUUGUGGCCGUGUCGCUUUACAGUGCCGUCCGCCUCACCGUUACUCUGUUCUUCCCCUCUGCUAUCGAGAAAGUGUCUGAGACUGCCAUCAGCAUCCGGAGGAUCAAGAAGUUCCUCUUGCUCGAUGAGCUUGUGAGAACCAACACCCCCCUUUCUCAGGAGGAGAAGAAAGAGGCAUCUGUGGAGAUUCAGGAUCUCAUGUGCUACUGGGACAAGACUCUGGAUGCUCCAACAUUACAAAAUCUGUCUUUUACUGUGAAGCCAGGUCAACUUCUGGCUGUUAUUGGUCCUGUGGGGGCUGGAAAGUCCUCUCUCCUCAGCUCUGUUCUGGGAGAGCUUCCUGCAGAAAAGGGUGUUAUAAAGGUCAAAGGUGAGCUGACGUAUGCCUCACAGCAGCCUUGGGUUUUUCCAGGGACCAUUCGGAGCAACAUACUCUUCGGAAAGGAGCUGCAGCCCCAGCGAUAUGAGAGGGUCCUCAAAGCCUGUGCACUCAAAAGGGACAUGGAGCUGCUUCCCGAUGGGGAUUUGACUGUGAUCGGAGACCGAGGAGCAACUCUCAGUGGAGGGCAGAAAGCUCGAGUCAACCUGGCCAGAGCUGUGUAUCAGGAUGCUGACAUUUACCUGUUGGAUGAUCCAUUGAGUGCAGUAGAUUCUGAAGUGGGCAGACACCUGUUUGAACAUUGUAUUUGUGGUAUUCUAAAGGAGAAGCCCAGGAUCUUGGUUACUCAUCAGCUGCAGUUCCUGAAGGCUGCAGAUCAGAUCCUGGUUUUGAAGGAGGGACACAUGGUGGCAAGCGGCACAUACUCUGAGCUCCAGCAGUCGGGAGUAGAUUUCACCUCUCUGCUGAAGAAGGAUGAGGAAGAGGAGGGUGGGAGUGAAAAAGGAGAGGCUCCUCGCUCCCCCCGCAUUCGGACCCUCUCCCAGAACUCCAGUCGUUCCCAAACUUCAUCCGUUCAAUCUGUUAAAGAUGAAUCCGACCAGCUGCCGAUGGAUCAUGUGCAAACCAUGGUCGAGGAGACGCGCUCGGAGGGGACUAUUGGUCUUCGCAUGUAUUGGAAAUAUUUUCGAGCUGGAGCAAACGCCUUCAUGUUGGUUUUUGUUGUGCUCCUCAACAUUUUGGCACAGGUUUUUUACAUCCUUCAAGACUGGUGGCUUUCAUAUUGGGCCACAGAGCAGGAGAAGCUGGACUCCUCGAAUAUCACUUUAACAAACGGCGCUAACACAACUCAGACCCUCAACCUGGAUUUCUAUCUGGGCAUCUAUGCAGGCUUAACAGGAGCCACCAUCAUCUUCGGCUUCAUGCGUGGUCUGAUUAUGUUUAACUGUCUGGUGAGAUCAGCGGAGACAUUACACAGCCGUAUGUUCAACAGCAUCCUGAAAACCCCGGUCCGUUUCUUUGACAUCAACCCUAUUGGAAGAAUCCUCAACCGGUUCUCCAAAGACAUUGGCCAGCUUGAUUCCUUACUUCCCUGGACAUUUGUGGACUUUAUCCAGGUGUUUCUUCAAAUCAUUGGAGUCAUUGCUGUGGCUGCUUCAGUCAUCCCUUGGAUUCUGAUUCCUGUGCUGCCCUUAUUAAUAUGCUUCCUGUUUCUACGCCGCUACUUCCUGCGGACAUCUCGAGACGUUAAGCGCAUUGAAUCCACUACUCGAAGUCCUGUAUUCUCCCAUUUGUCUUCCUCACUGCAAGGCCUCUGGACCAUUCGUGCCUUUAAAGCUGAGGGAAGGUUUCAGCAAUCGUUUGAUGCCCAUCAAGACCUGCACUCAGAGGCCUGGUUCUUGUUCUUGGCCACUUCACGCUGGUUUGCAGUGCGGUUGGAUGGAAUGUGUUCUGUGUUUGUGACCAUAACUGCCUUUGGAUGUCUUCUUCUUAAAGACAGUAUGAAGGCGGGAGAUGUGGGAUUGGCCUUGUCUUAUGCAGUCACCCUUAUGGGAAUGUUCCAGUGGGGCGUUAGACAGAGUGCCGAGGUGGAGAACAUGAUGACAUCAGUGGAGAGAGUGUUGGAGUACACGGAGCUAGAAAGUGAAGCACCUUGGGAAACCCAAAAACGCCCCCCUCCCGAAUGGCCAAAUCGAGGCCUUAUAACCUUCGACAAGGUCAACUUCUCUUACAGUUCUGAUGGACCCGUCAUCCUCAAAAACAUCUCCGCCAUGUUCAGACCUAGAGAGAAGGUUGGAAUUGUUGGACGGACCGGUGCAGGGAAAAGUUCCCUGAUUUCAGCACUCUUCCGUCUGAUGGAGCCAGACGGUAGAAUCUUCGUGGACGGAGUAUUGACCUCAGAGAUCGGCCUGCACGACCUCCGUCAGAAGAUGUCAAUCAUCCCGCAGGAUCCCGUACUGUUCACAGGAACCAUGAGGAAGAACCUAGACCCCUUCGGCCAGCACUCAGACCAUGACUUGUGGAACUCUCUGGAAGAGGUCCAACUGAAGGCUGCUGUGGAGGAGUUGCCUAGUAAGCUCGAGACAGAACUGGCUGAGUCAGGAUCAAACUUCAGCGUGGGCCAACGACAACUCGUCUGUCUAGCUAGAGCCAUUCUGAGGAAGAACCGUAUUCUCAUCAUUGAUGAGGCAACUGCGAAUGUAGACCCACGGACAGACGAGCUGAUCCAGAAAACCAUCCGGGAAAAGUUCAAGGAAUGCACCGUCCUCACCAUCGCACACAGACUCAACACUAUCAUAGACAGUGACCGCAUCCUGGUUCUAGAUGCAGGUCGGAUCCACGAGUAUGACGCCCCCCACGUCCUCCUACAGAACCAGAACGGGAUCUUCUACAAGAUGGUGCAGCAGACGGGCAAGGGAGAGGCAUCCUCGCUCCUCCUGACCGCCAAACAGGCUUACAUGAACCGCAGUCCGACCCACCAGCUCAACGGUUUCGCCACCACUGGAGACGGCAGCUUGGUUAUCUUUGAGACUGCCCUAUAACAGCUGGAAAGCGGAUGAUGUACACGGGGCACGGCUAUCCCAGCAUGCUCAGCUUCUGAGAAGGCAAAAGCCACGAGUUCUGCCUCCCUCGCCGAGCGGAGCAGGAGACGCGCACACACGCCAACAUCUCCAGAGAGGACAGGCUGCGGUCACACGAGAGGAAGCACCAAUUCAACUCUACACCAGCGGUCUGAUUUCUCCAUUAUGAUGCCACUUACACACUGUAUAUUAUGAUUAUGAAGAUGUGCCUUAAUGUGUAAGUAUAGUACACGACUGCUAUGGGCCAAAGAGAUUUCUUGCCUUUGCUGAAAUGAAACACUAUACUAUGAUCCAGACUAAUUCAGUUUUACCAGUGCCUUCACACUCCAUGAUCCUUAAAAAGCUGCUGAUUCUGACAACACGAUAAGGCCUUCUGGACAUCAGGACUGAGGGGUCUCUUAAAAAGAGUCAGAUUUAAAAACAGCAUCUGUUUUUUUAUUAUUAAUAUUACACUUCAUUUGCCUUAAUCAAAAACAAAAAACACUUUGUAGAGACAGCUUAGAGAGAAACAUAUUGCUGGAAAACAAUCGUUCUGAAAAACUAAUACUAAAAACACUGAACUGUCAUGUUUUUGUUUAAUAUAACCUUUAAAUGUAAAGCUGUCCCUGAUUUUAAAAAAUCAAACACCAGUGUCAUUUAAUGGCAGUUAUUCCUUCUUAUGUUUUGUCAUUUUAUGCUUUAAUUUGUGUUUUCUGUCAUUGAGCGGUAAAGAGAGAGAAAUUUGUAGUACCAGCCUUUUUUUGUAGAAUCCAGUUUAGCCCCAAAGCUUUAUUUAAAUGAAACCACUGAUUUCAGUAUUUUUUAAAUUUUUGGUUAUUUGCACAAGAAUUAAGUUUAAUGUUUGUUGUCAAAUAUCUGGGACUGUUCCAUUUAAACGACAACAUGGUUUCUGCUGGUUAAAGAAUCAGUGUUUGCUGUUCAAAACUUGCAGAAAUGUUCAAAUUUGUGUUUUGAAAUUGUCAUAUCAGAUUCUUAUAUUUGGAUUAAACCACUUG
Molecule: messenger RNA, 5146 nt
Organism: Pimephales promelas (fathead minnow)
Lineage: Eukaryota; Metazoa; Chordata; Actinopteri; Cypriniformes; Leuciscidae
Gene: abcc4
Product: ATP binding cassette subfamily C member 4 (PEL blood group)
Biological process (GO): monoatomic ion transport; transmembrane transport
Cellular component (GO): plasma membrane
Molecular function (GO): ATP hydrolysis activity; ABC-type transporter activity; chloride channel activity
Source: RefSeq, a predicted model, not a curated record